AUGCAACGACCAAACCACAGGCAUGGUGCUUCCGAAACGCUUCAUCUGGCCAAGAGGAGGAGACUAGACAAGAACCUUGACGGUGCAUCACCGUACUACCGUGCGACCACCUCGACCCAGUUCUGCCACUCUGAUUAUACUGUAGGAUGGAUCUGUGCCCUUCCGUUGGAAUUGGCUGCGGCCACGGCUAUGUUGGACGAGAUUCACCCGCCCCUCUCAAACUCUCCAACUGACCAUAACACAUAUACCUUGGGACAGAUGGGUGUUCAUAAUGUCGCCGUUGCCUGUAUACCUUCAGGCGUCUAUGGCACCACAUCUGCAGCAACAGUGGCUCAUGAUAUGGAGUCUACUUUCCCCUCAGUCCGUGUUCGCUUGAUGGUCGGCAUCGGAGGAGGAGCACCCAGUGAACAAGCCGACAUUCGGUUGGGAGAUGUUGUGGUGAGCAAGCCUGCUGGGAAUCACAGCGGCGUGGUUCAAUACGAUUACGGCAAGACUGUUCAACACGGAGGUUUCGAGCGCGUCGGCACGUUGAACAAGCCUCCUCAACUGCUACUUACGGCUGUAUCUCGACUACAAGCCAACCACAUGUUGCGUCCUAGUCGGAUUCCGGACUAUCUAACUGAAAUAGCGACAAAUUAUCCUGACAUGGCGGCUAAAUUUACACAAUCUGUUCGACUACAAGACCAGUUGUUCGAUGCUCGGUACGAGCACAACAAAUCAGAAAGUAAUUGUAAACAUUGCGACCCGGGUAGAUUAGUGUAUCGGCCUGUUCGAUCAGGAAACCACCCAGGAAUUCAUUACGGAUUGAUUGCGUCUGGCAACCAGGUCAUGAAGCAUGGCGAAACUCGAGAGAGGUUAGCACAGCAACUCGGAAUACUCUGCUUUGAAAUGGAGGCAGCCGGUCUCAUGGACCAAUUUCCAUGCUUGGUCAUUCGGGGAAUUUGCGACUAUGCCGACUCACACAAGAAUAAGGUGUGGCAGAAUUACGCUGCAGUGACGGCUGCAGCAUACGCAAAAGAACUUCUCUCAGUGGUAUCUGCAAUUCAGCUUUCGGAACCCCCACCGACAAGCGAUGAGAGGCCGUUACCAGAUGAAGAACAGAGGCGGUGGCUGUUGGAAUCGUUGAGAUUCGAUCAGAUUGACACUCGCCAUCUCACUAUCAAGAAAGCUCAUGCCAAUACGUGCAAAUGGCUGCUUAAAAGGCCCGAGUAUCUGCAUUGGCUGGACUCUGAAAAGUUUAGCCAGCAUCAUGGCUUCUUAUGGAUCAAGGGAAAGCCCGGGGCUGGGAAGUCGACCCUCAUGAAAUUUGCUGUUACAAAUGCUAGGAAGUCAAUGAAGAGUAAAACUGUCAUCUCCUUCUUCUUCAACGCGCGGGGUGGUAGCCUCGAGAAGUCUACCAUUGGUAUGUAUCGAUCACUUUUACUCCAACUUUUCGAACGACUCCCAGGCCUUCAGAUCGGACUCGACUGUCUCGAAUUAGCGGCUUGGGAUGGUGAAAGCCACGAUUGGACCAUUGAGUCACUGAAGGCACUCUUCCACGAGGCCGUAGGGCGCCUUGGACAGUCCUCCUUGGUAUGUUUCAUUGAUGCUUUGGAUGAAUGUGAUGAAAAUCAGAUUCGGGAGAUGAUAACCUUUUUUCAAAGCUUGGGACAACCAACCACAUCAAAUCAUGCUCGCUUUCAAGUCUGCUUUGCAAGUAGACAUUAUCCUCACAUCACAAUCGCAAAAGGCCUUAAUAUGGACCUCGAAGGACAAGAAGGACACACUCAGGAUAUCACUAACUAUAUCGACAACGAAUUACGAAUUGGUCAUAGUAACCAAGCGGAGCAGGUCAGAGCUGAUCUUCAAGAAAAGUCAUCUGGGGUAUUUAUGUGGGUUGUCCUUGUGGUGGAUAUAUUGAAUAAGGAGCACGACGAGGGCCGAACAAUACGUCGUCUUCAACAAAAACUCAAAGAUAUUCCGCGUGAUCUACACGAGCUUUUCCGUGACCUUCUAACACGAGACCUCCGUAACCAAGACGAAUUACUCUUGUGUAUUCAGUGGCUGCUUUUCGCGAAACAGCCUUUGACACCGGUACAACUAUACUACGGUAUAAUUUCUGGAAUCGAACCCGAAGAUAUAUCGAAAUGGGAUCCCGAUGAAACGCCAAUGGACGCAAUCGAGAAAUUCAUUUUGAACUCUUCGAAAGGGUUGGCUGAAAUCACAAAGUCAAAAACUCCAACCGUCCAGUUCAUCCACGAGUCAGUCAAGGAUUUUCUUCUCAAAGAAAACGGACUGGGGGAAGUUUGGUCCAAUCUCGGGAGCAACUUCUAUGGAGAAAGCCACGAACGCUUGAAGCAAUGCUGUCUAAACUAUCUUAGUAUCGACGUCGAUUACUCCAUUCCUCUCACUGAUCCACUGCCGAAAGCAUCGACUCAGGAGGCGAAUAAUCUUUACCAAUCCGUUCUCAAAUGGUUUCCAUUCCUAGAAUAUGCGACGAGAAGUGUUCUAUACCACGCUAAUGAGGCACAAGCUACUGGAGUCAGCCAAGCAGACUUUCUCCAAACUUUCCAGCUUCCUCGAUGGGUGAGACUGGACAAUCUGUUUGAAAAGGCCGAAAUACGUCGACACACCCCAUACGUAAGUUUGCUAUAUAUAUUAGCAGAGCGCAAUAUGUUUAGCCUAGUCAGAAUCCACCCAUCCAGUCUAUCAUGCUUCGAAAUAGAAGCUGAGCGCUAUGGGCCGCCGAUUUUUGCAGCCAUAGCUACUGGAAGUACAGAAACGGUACAAACAUUAUUGAAAAUCCAGGCAGAUGACCAGCCACCAACGUCUCCGCUUCAUAAUUUACAUGAACAGUAUUAUCAAGUUGCCAACAAACGCGUUGAUCUUGGUCGCACAUUCACUUUCUCCCAACGAAGAGACCUUUCCUCGUACCUAUACGAGCAUAAAGAUGGUAUACUUCUUGCUUUCCUGUGUGCUUCAUAUAAGUUUGGUACCGAGUCGACCUAUGAAGAUCACCGGACAAUGCUGUCAUGGGCGGUGACGAACGGGAGCGAAGUGGUUGUGAAGCUACUACUCGCGAAGGGUGCCGACCUAGAGUCUAAGGACGAGGAUGGGGGGAAGCCACUAUACUGGGCGGCGGCGAACGGCCACGCGGGGGUAGCGAAGCUACUUCUCGAGAAGGGCGUCAACCCAGGGGCUAAAAAUUAUGUUGGGGUGACACCGCUGUCGAUAGCGGCGUUUCACGGGCACGAGGCGGUGGUGACGCUACUACUGGAGAAGGGCGUCGACCUCGAGUCUAUAGGUUUUGACGGGCGAACGCCGCUGUCGUCAGCGGCGUGUAAGGGGCACAAGGCGGUGGCGAUGCUCCUGCUCGACAAGGGCGCAAACAUAGAGUUUAAAGAUGAUCAAGGGCGGACACCGCUAUGGUGGGUGGCGAUGUAUGGGAGCGAGGCCGUAGCGAGACGAUUGCUUGACAAGGGCGCCGAUCCGGGGUCCAAGGACAAUAGUGGGCAGACACCGCUGUCGAUCGCGGCGAGGAAGGGCCACAGCGAGGUGGUGAGGCUGCUUCAAUCACGUUUGCCUACCUAG
Exophiala bonariae is the source of this 3570-nucleotide messenger RNA. RefSeq lists its product as uncharacterized. Bases 1 to 3570 code for a protein of 1189 amino acids. Lineage: Eukaryota; Fungi; Ascomycota; Eurotiomycetes; Chaetothyriales; Herpotrichiellaceae. The record is from RefSeq and is a predicted model, not a curated record. Gene Ontology annotation, biological process: nucleoside metabolic process. Gene Ontology annotation, molecular function: protein binding; catalytic activity. The transcript has a single exon.